This is a messenger RNA of Prorocentrum cordatum, 634 nucleotides long. Lineage: Eukaryota; Dinophyceae; Prorocentrales; Prorocentraceae. The record is from the annotation of a GenBank genome assembly.
AGGACGCGCACGCGGUGCAGAGCAGCACGAUGGCGGCGAUCAGGAGCGCCGUGAAGGCCCGCGCAGACGCCUCCCGCGUGGCGGCGCUGGCGGCGAAGGCGGAGCUGCUGCAAAAGCGGGCGCUGGCGGUGCAGGCCAAGGAGGAGGACGCCUUCCUGGGGCUCAUCGAGCCUGUCGAGCGAGCCACCAGGGCGCAAAUCGAGGCGAUGCCGCCCCCACAGCCGCCGUUGUACCUGCCGCCCAUGGCGCACGUGGCGCCCCGCUUCCGCGAGCUGUCCUUCUCGUGAGCCGCCAGCGCGGCCCGGCGCGGCGGGGGCUCCCGGGGCGAGGGCGCGCUAAGAGGCGCCUUCCUCCGAGGCGGGAGUUUCUACACGACCACCGCCUGGAGGGUCAGUUUUCGGAGCCUCGUCACGCUGUGGUUAUGGACAUAUUCGGGCCCCCAGGGGCCGAAGUAUGUCCAUAGCCACCGCCCGCUGGGGCACCAGGGCGUCGGCUCCCAGGCGGUGGAUCUGGAUCAAUUCCCUCCUCGCGCUUCAGGCCUCGGAAGAAAUAGGCGAACUUUCCUGCCCCAUUCAGGCGCCUGUGCCUCAGUGGCUAACUGAAUGCCUCAGCGUCCAUUCACGCGCCUCGGAAG